Molecule: messenger RNA, 6292 nt
Organism: Mus pahari (shrew mouse)
Lineage: Eukaryota; Metazoa; Chordata; Mammalia; Rodentia; Muridae
Gene: Tut7
Product: terminal uridylyl transferase 7
Exons: 29
Coding region: 533-5155 (1540 amino acids)
Molecular function (GO): nucleic acid binding; zinc ion binding; RNA uridylyltransferase activity
Source: RefSeq, a predicted model, not a curated record
ACGGAGAGGAGCCGGGCCCGGACAGGAAGCGGCGGGGGACCGCAGCGGCGCUGGUGAGUGCUUCGGGGCGCCGUCUCGUCGCGUCCCUCCGGGACUCGCCUCCGGGCUGGGUCCGUGGGUUCCCCCCGCCCCGAGGAACGUAUCCGCCCGGCCCCGAGGUACGUUGGCGCCGUCCUUCUCCGGCCGCCUCGGCCGGGCUGUGCGCCCGGAGCCCUCGGGUUCGAGUCCGCGUCUUCACUUUGUGUCGGGGCUCCGGCCCUGGUCCGGGGAACCCCGGAACCCUGUCAAUGGCCGGGCGCUUCCUGCUUCCUAUCCCCCACGGCGGCUUCGUGGCCAGUAGCGCGGGACCGCCUCCUCCUUCGCCUGGGGACUCCGCUGGUGGAAACUGAGGCACACAGGGGUGGGGCUGCCGAAUGGGGAAGGAAAAGGAGUGUCAUCCUGCGGAGGAUUGUGGUUGGUGACGAAACUGGACUUGUCUGGGGCUGGGGACUGAGAAGUCGGGUACAAAGUAAGAAAGUUGAAGUCAAAGACCAUGGGAGAUACAUCAAAACCUUACUUUGUGAAGCGCACUAAAGACCGUGGAAUUAUUGAUGAUGAUGAUUUCAGAAGGGGCCAUCCCCAACAAGAUUAUUUAAUAAUGGAUGACUAUGCUAAAGGCCAUAGCAGUAAAAUGGAAAGGGGCCUUCCAAAAAAGAAGAUAUCACCCGGGAACUAUGGGAACACCCCCAGGAAAGGACUGUAUGCGGUUUCCAGCAAUCCAUAUGCAUUUAAAAACCCAAUUUACAGUCAGCCUGCUUGGAUGAAUGAUAACCACAAAGAUCAAAAUAAGAAAUGGCUAUCUGAUGAACUGGCUGGUAAUGCCGACAGCUGGAGAGAGCUCAAGCCUGCACCUAGGAUUCCUGUCGUAAGCCGGUCAAGGAGAGAAUCUUUUCAGGAAAGUGAGGAUGCCUACAGGUGGCAGGAGGGGAGAGGCUGCAGAGCGGUGAGAAGGCUGUUUCAGAAAGACCUCAGCAGCCUAGAAGCCAUGUCAGAAAUGGAAGCAGGAAGUCCUGAAAACAAGAAACAGCGGUCCAGACCUCGUAAGCCACGGAGGACUAGAACGGAGGACAGUGAGCAGGACGGAGAUCUGGAUGGUCCCGUCAUCGAUGAAUCUGUCCUUUCAACCAAGGAGCUGCUGGGCCUCCAGCAGGCUGAGGAACGGCUCAAGAGAGACUGCAUCGACAGGCUGAAAAGGCGACCACGAAACUGCCCAACAGCAAAGUAUACCUGCAAACUGUGCGAUGCUUUGAUUGACUCCAUCCCGUUUGCUCAUAAGCACAUCAAGGAGAAGAGGCACAAGAAGAACCUUAAGGAAAAGCAGGAGGAAGAAUUGCUCACCACACUGCCCCCGCCAGCGCCCUCCCAGAUACAUGCAGUUGGCAGCGCCAUUGACAGAGUGGUGCAGGAGUUUGGUUUACACAGUGAAAACUUGGAUCAGAGACUAGAAAUUAAGUGUGUCAUGGAAAGUGUGUUCCAGCACAAGCUACCAGACUGUUCCCUUAGGCUGUAUGGAUCCUCCUGUAGCAGACUGGGCUUCAGAGACUCUGACGUGAACAUUGAUGUUCAGUUUCCAGCUGCUAUGUCUCAGCCAGAUGUCCUCUUACUUGUUCAAGAAUGUUUAAAGAACAGUGACUCCUUUAUUGAUGUUGAUGCUGAUUUCCAUGCCCGGGUCCCUGUGGUGGUGUGCAGAGAUAAGCAAAGUGGCCUUCUUUGUAAAGUAAGUGCAGGAAACGAAAACGCUUGGCUGACCACAAAGCACCUAACGGCUCUUGGAAAACUAGAGCCCAGGCUGGUUCCUCUGGUGAUUGCAUUCAGACACUGGGCAAAGCUUUGUAGUAUUGAUCGCCCCGAAGAAGGAGGCCUACCACCAUAUGUGUUUGCUCUGAUGGCUGUUUUCUUCCUUCAGCAAAGAAAAGAACCUCUCUUGCCAGUUUAUCUAGGAUCAUGGAUUGAAGAAUUCUCAUUAAAUAAAUUAGGGAAUUUCAGCCUUAAAGACGUUGAGAAAGACUCUGUGGUCUGGGAGUACACUGACAACAGCACAGGGGACACCAGCUCAGCCAAAGAGGAGGCACCCAAGGAGACUGCAGCAAAGAAGGGACAGGUGCCAUUGACAUUUAAUAUAAAACAUCAGCCUUCAGUGCCAGUCGGGCAACUCUGGGUGGAAUUGCUGCGGUUCUAUGCUUUAGAGUUUAAUCUGGCUGAUUUAGUGAUCAGUAUUCGAGUCAAAGAAUUGAUAUCACGGGAAUCAAAGGACUGGCCCAAAAAGCGUAUCGCGAUUGAAGACCCCUAUUCUGUUAAAAGAAAUGUGGCAAGGACCCUGAAUAACCAACCUGUGUUUGAGUAUAUACUUCAUUGUUUGAGGACAACAUAUAAAUAUUUCGCUCUUCCACACAAAGUUACAAAACCCAAUCUCACAAAGCCUCCUAGCCCAGUCACCUGUAUUUCAGACCCUUACAAAGAAGCAAAAAAUGGUGGCCUAGAGCCCCAAGCAACAAAUAUUGAUAAACUGGGAAAUGCAGCUGUGGCUCAAGAUCCUGGUGUUCAAACCUCAGGUGCCUGCAGAGCACAACUACUUCCUCUUAGGAGUGCCACUGAGGAGUUGGGAAGCCCACCAAAGGAGAAGACGGGAGGUGUGCACAUCCCAGCCCACCAGGAGAGCUCUGGCUGUGUCCAGGCAGAGGCCAGUUGUGAGGGUUUGGAGGAUGCCACAACAGAGCAUCAGGAAACAGGAGGUGACAACGAGGGAGUCAGAAGGAAGACCAAGCAUCCUUUGAGCACUGAUGACUGUUUAAGCAGCAGCAGGCACCCAGAAUUUCAGAACUGUGACAGCAGCCUGUGUGGUCUCCAGGCAGACAACACUCUGGAGUUAGUAGGGCUCUGGAAUGCUAGAGCUGAAGAGUGUAAUAGCUGUGCCUCUUUGGACGACAAGGCUGAUGUCAAUGAAGAGAGCACAGAAGGCGCUGAGGAACUAGAAGAAGAAGCUCUGAGUUGCUUUUCCCCUUCAGUCCAGGGCCGAACAUCAUCAGCCAUGCACUUUGAUGAGGGAGAGGAAGAAGAGGAGGAAGAGGAGGAGGAGGAGGAGCCCAGGCUCAGCAUUAACCUUACAGAAGAUGAGGAGGGAGUUGCUAAUGAACAUCAGGUGGACAGCAGGUAUGCUGGGUCAGGUGAGGAGGAUGCCCUCUCUGAAGAAGAUGACUUUGCUGAGCCUGCUAAGGAUGAAGAUCCAGGAGAAUGUGGAGAACACAUGGGUGGGGCUCUGCUCAUAGACCUAAAUAGAAUAACGCUUAAAGAAGAAAGCUUUCCUGAGGAAAAUUCACCUGGGGAGCAGCCUGAGUUCUUCUACGAAUUUAGAAAACUGACUUUCACCAAAGGCAAGUCCCCCACAGUAGUGUGCAGCUUGUGUAAGCGAGAAGGCCACCUAAAGAAGGACUGUCCUGAGGACUUCAAGAGAGUCCAGCUGGAACCGUUGCCACCCCUGACACCCAAGUUCUCAAACAUCUUAGAUCAAGUCUGCGUCCAGUGUUACAAGGAUUUUUCUCCAACUAUUGUAGAAGAUCAGGCUCGUGAACAUAUCCGGCAAAAUCUAGAAAGUUUCAUAAAACAGGAUUUUCCAGGAACUAAAUUGAGCUUGUUUGGCUCCUCCAAAAAUGGAUUUGGGUUCAAACAGAGUGACCUUGACGUCUGUAUGACGAUUAACGGACAUGAGACUGCUGAGGGGCUGGACUGUGUAAGAACUAUUGAGGAGCUGGCACGAGUCCUCAGAAAGCACUCAGGGUUGAGGAAUAUCCUUCCUAUCACAACAGCCAAGGUGCCCAUCGUGAAGUUCUUCCAUCUAAGAAGUGGUCUGGAGGUGGACAUCAGCUUGUAUAACACACUGGCGCUUCAUAACACAAGGCUCUUGUCUGCAUACUCAGCCAUUGACCCCAGAGUGAAGUAUCUGUGCUACACCAUGAAAGUGUUCACAAAGAUGUGUGACAUCGGUGACGCAUCCAGAGGCAGCUUGUCAUCCUAUGCUUACACUCUUAUGGUGCUAUACUUCCUCCAGCAAAGGUCUCCACCUGUCAUCCCCGUGCUUCAAGAGAUAUACAAAGGUGAAAAGAAACCAGAAAUACUUGUUGAUGGCUGGAAUAUUUACUUUUUCGAUCAAAUAAAUGAACUGCCCACUUGUUGGCCAGAUUACGGAAAGAAUACAGAAUCUGUUGGGCAGCUGUGGUUGGGACUUCUACGCUUCUACACUGAGGAGUUUGACUUUAAGGAACACGUAAUCAGCAUCAGAAGAAAAAGUCUGCUUACAACUUUUAAGAAACAGUGGACCUCAAAAUACAUCGUUAUUGAAGAUCCCUUUGAUUUGAAUCAUAACCUUGGUGCUGGAUUAUCGCGGAAAAUGACAAAUUUUAUAAUGAAAGCUUUUAUCAAUGGUAGAAGAGUAUUUGGAAUUCCAGUCAAAGGAUUUCCAAAGGACAACCCCUCAAAACUGGCAUACUUUUUUGAUCCAGACGUCCUAACUGAGGGAGAACUGGCCCCAAAUGACAGGUGCUGCCGAAUUUGUGGGAAAAUCGGGCACUUCAUGAAGGACUGUCCCAUGAGGAGGAAAGUGAGGCGACGGAGAGACCAGGAAGAUGCCCCAAACCAAAGGUACUCGGAGAGCAAAGAAAAAAGAAGCAAAGAAGACAAAGAGAUUCAGAACAGGUGCCCAGAAAAGGAAGUGUCAACAAUAGAAGAGAAGCCCACACCGUGCGCAGCUGGGAAAGCCAAGCCAGUGAGGGCAGCUGUGGACCUUGGUCGGGAGAAGCUCCUCAGGACGCCAGCAGAGAAGUGGAAGAGACAGGAUGACAGAGACUUGAGAGAAAAGCGUUGUUUCAUCUGUGGAAGAGAAGGACACAUUAAAAAGGAAUGCCCACAGUUCAAAGGCUCUCCAGGUUUGUGUAAGUCAGAUUAUGUGUCUGCGUACUCUUCACCUAACCCUUUGAGACCAGUUGCUCAGGCAGUGCUUUUACAUGAAGACAAAAAGAAACAAAAAACAACCAUAUUUUUGAGUCCCCAGUCAGGUAGCCUUUCCAGUAAAUAUAUGACUCAGGGAAGAGCCUCAAUGAAGAGGACCCAGCAGGAAUCAUGAGGGAAGGAACUGCAGCACUGGAAAUGCCACUCAGGUGUCCUGGCCACUUGGGAAAUUAGGUUCACGGCACAGGACACAGUGACACAGAUCAGGCUUCAACGUAACAGUUGAGGGGCAUCGUAAUUUUUUAAAUUUUAAUGAAAUUGUUAAUGAGGAAAAGAAAAAUUUUAAUAUAGUCUAUAACUAUACCACCCAUCCCCAGAGAUUUGAAGAUUUUAAUAGAAAGUCAACUUAAAAGAAAAAUAUAACUGAGGGCCAGUAUUCAAUGACUACAGCGUCAUGGAUUUUAGUUCUUUCAAAGCACUCUAAAAAUAGUGUGCUGCUCACCAGAAGAGUUAGCCCUCUUUCCCCUACACAUCCCCUUUUUGAUUUCCAAGAGGGGGGGUCUCUCUGUUGUUACUGGAUCGUGGUAUGGACGCACAUCAAGGACAUGUGGACUACACUGCUGUACAUAGGGUCUACAAACAUUCUUCAUGGCUCUUUGUAGAAAUGAUAGCAUGGAAUGCACCUGUCAGUGUGGGCCUCGGUGGACGACCGAAGCACCACUGACAUCUCUGAGGGCUUCCUUCUCUAAGUAAUUGACAUAGAACUGUUGUGCUCAUAAAAAUGACGUCAUAAAAAUAAGUAGUCCUUUUUUGCUGGUUUAAAAAAAAUUAAAGGAGAAAAGGACAGAAUAAAAGUGCUUUUUACUUUUUAUGAUACUCAGAAAUUAGGGUGGAGAGCUUUUACAAACCUCUGAAGAUCAAAGAGGCUGCUGUCUCUGCCAAUCACAACUUUGGCAACCUUCUGGUCUGACUGGAGCCCUCUCUAAACUGUUAAUGAACUUCACAAGCCUUUCUGAAAUAGUACAGAGUCAGAACUAUGCCAGUUUAUUUAUCAUUUUGAAAUAAAAUCGAACUUUGAACGUGUAACUUUAUCCAGAUUAUUUUCUUAUGAGUCAUUAGAAAAGUCAAUCAAAGCUCUGACAGUACAGAUCUCCUUAAUAGGGUGCCCAUGCUGUUCAUCUGGGGUGUGUGAGCAGGAGACUGGGGGGUGGAGAGAGCCUGCUAAGGACAUUGGCACAAUGAGGAGGACUCAGAAGAGGCAUAUAUGUGUGAACUAGACUCUUGAUAGUCUAGUUAUGAAAGAGUCAUGUCA